Molecule: messenger RNA, 2362 nt
Organism: Ochotona princeps (American pika)
Lineage: Eukaryota; Metazoa; Chordata; Mammalia; Lagomorpha; Ochotonidae
Product: USP6 N-terminal-like protein
Exons: 14
Coding region: 464-2362 (632 amino acids)
Source: RefSeq, a predicted model, not a curated record
AAAAGAUCUUUUUCUGUGUUCUUUCUCAUUCCAUUUCUUUCUAGAUCUGUGCUUUCAAAUCAGUGCUAAAAAUUAUGUAAAUGAAGAUGCUUUGACACUUGUAGUGUAAUGUAAUGACAGGGGGAAGAGGAAAAAGAGCAGGAGGUGCAGGUUUCCUGGCAUGUGGGGUCUGAGCAGGUGGUGCAGGGCACUGGCACGCCUGGGUCCAUGGGACCCCAGCCACAGCCUUCUCUCUUCGCCAGGCCUGUGGAGGCCACUUGCUCACCUCUAGUGGCAGUUAGUGAAGCCAUGGCUUAGAACCUUGGCCCGCAUGCCAGAUGCUGCCCCGUGAUUGGCUGUCAGAAUGCCAUGACAUCACAGCCACUGGGAAUUUUAAACCGGGACAUGAGGCAGUCUGGCCAGUAGUGCAUCAACUGAGCUACUGAACUGCUGUUGGUAGCGAAGGCUGGAGCACAGCUGAAGGAUGCAGAUGGGUUCGCGAUGGAGAUUGGACAUGGUUGCUGUGAGGGCCCGAUGGGACCGUGAGCGAGCAGCGACAAUUGCCAAAUAUGAGCAGGGCCGCCGAGGUGCGGCUCUAUUUGAGCCUGAAGAAGAGGAUGAUGACAGCGGCCGCCUCUUCCUAGACAGGCUUGGAUUUCUACAUGAGAAGAUGCUGCCCCAGGCCAGUGCCCUGGGGACUAAGCAGAAACAUAUGGAAACUCGGAGACUCCAAAAGUGGGUCAAAAUGUUGAAGAAUUAUACCAAAUAUUGUGACAGCGAGAAGUUCCAUCGGAGAUGCUUCAAAGGAAUCCCCAGCCAGGUGCGGGGCAACGUCUGGAUGCUAAUGCUUGAUGUGAACACGAAGAAAGCCCAGAACGUGGGGAAGUACAAGGCAAUGAAGGAGCAGUCCAGGCUGCAGUCACUGCAAUUCCACCAGAUCAACUGGGCUGUGCAAGGGACCUUCCGAAGUCACCUAAUGUUCCAAGAACGCUAUGGAGCCAGGCAGCAGGCUUUGUUUGAUGUUCUAAUGGCCUACACCGUGUACAACCCUGAGGGGGGCUAUGGCCAGGGCCUGAGCCACAUAACGGCGCUAUUCCUGAUGUGGCUCAGUGAGGAAGAUGCAUUUUGGGCUCUGGUCCAACUCAUGGAAAACAGGAAAUACUCAAUGUACGGUCUCUACAAACCGGGACUCCCGAAGCUGGAGAUGCUCCAGAACCACCUGGAAGAUCUCGUGCACCGCACCCUCCCUGCUCUGGAGCAGCACCUGGAGGAGCAGGGAUUGAACCUCAAGGACUGCACUGCACACUGGUUCACACAGUGUUUUCUGGAUGUGGCUCCAUUCUCUCUGGCACUGCGGAUGUGGGACAUUUUUAUCCUGGAAGGGGAGCAUGUGCUCACCACCAUGGCCUACACGACGUUGAAGGUUCAUAGAAAGCGCCUGCUGAAGAUGCCCCGGGACCACCUGCGGGAGUUCCUCCAGGAGACCCUGAAGAAAGUCUGGGCCUUGGACGAUGAUGUUUUCAUCAAACAGCUUCAAGCCUCGAAGCGUGAGCUGGGCAACCUGCACUGUCUCCUGCCUCCCCAAGCAAAGCCGGACGAGUGCUGCAGCCUGUGCCUGGGGCUGCCACGUGUUUCUCUGGAGCGGGUGCCUCCCCCAAAGACUCCAAGAUGUUCCAACAUGGCUCCAGACACCGCGCAGGAGCAGCUUGAGGGGAUAACUUCUCACCCAGAAGGGCCUCAUCUUCCAGAAAGUUCCUCCCUGCACAUGAUUUUGAAGAGCAGCCCAAAGGAGGAGGCUGAGAACUCUGCAGGAGGAAACACCAAGUGCCAGGACCCCGGCUCCUGUGGGGUGACCUCCGAGUGUGUGGGAGCCCGUGCCAUCUCCCCGGGCCUCAAGGAUGCAUGGAAAGGGAAAAUGCUAUCCUCCUGGGCAAGCAACUCCUGUCUCAGGCUGCCCACCAAAGGUGCAGGAUGCCCGCCCCCAGAGCUGGGCAGCCAGCAGGGCCUGGUGGCCCCUUCCACACCUGCCUUAGUCAGGGUGGUACCUGCUCUCACUCAUUCACCUGCAGACCCGGCUGUGGGGCUCAAGACCUCACACCAGCAGAGCAUCCCUGGAAACCCACCUUGCCGUGGGGACAGGCCCAGCCUAAAGCCUUCUGGAGCCAUCGCUGUGCCAGGACCACAGCCCUGGGUGCCCUCACCUGCCAGUGGCAUCCUUGCCAUUCGCUCCCUGGGGCAGCUGCAACUCUCCAGGCUGCUGCAAGAGUGGGCUCACAGCCUGCCCGGUUUCUCCAUGCUGGCCUCCAUGCUGCAUAGAGCUCCCUUCAGGGGCUUCUGUUCCCUCUCCCUGAGGGGUGUCACCCUUGGCCAACUCAUGCGCUGA